Molecule: messenger RNA, 3249 nt
Organism: Cinara cedri
Lineage: Eukaryota; Metazoa; Arthropoda; Insecta; Hemiptera; Aphididae
Source: the annotation of a GenBank genome assembly
CAAUUCGUAAUUGUCAAUAAUUGUUCGGUUAUGUAUUUUCUUAUUUAAAAUUGAUAAUCGUUUUGCAAACUGAGGUACUGGUUUUUAAUUUGUAAUUCACCAGUCAUUCAAUAUGGAAGAACAUUUCGAUGAUGAAAAAGAUGAAUCAAAUGUGUGUCGUUUAUGUCUCGGCUCCGCCAAUGUCACAGUUCACAUUGGACAUCAUUCUGUCAAAUCUACAUCAAUCGUCGAAAAAAUUCAUUACUGCACUUCUCUAGUGGUACAUAGUCAUAUACUUUAAUUAUUUAUUAUUUCUAAAACAUUUUUGUAUUCUUAUAUGAAAAAAAAAAAAAACUUAAAUGCACUCUUCGUUAUUAUUUCUUGUUUACAUACAUUAUUGGUUAUUAAAUACAUUAAAAUAUUUAUAUCAAAUUUUGAUUAUGUUGGUAGUUAUAUUGUAGGUUUAUGCAGUUCAUUUUUAGUAUUAUGAAACAAUUCGCAACUGAGACUUAUUGCUUAGUUUGAGAUUAUAAACCGUGACAUCACGGUAGCAUUUUGCCAUCUCUGUCUUGUACAACAGGUUAUAUAGAAAAUGUGUUUUCAAAGUUUUAGCAGUACUCUGGCUCAAAUUGAUGCUCGAAUAGACUUAACAAAAGUUAAUUCACCAAAUAAAAUACUUAUGUGUUUAUUAAGUUUUCACUGAGAGAUUUUUUUUGAUAUCUAAUUCUCAGACAAUUACUAAAGAAGUUUUGAAAUUAUUAUUAUUUUUUUUUAAUCUUUAUAUAAGAUUAUACAAAGUAAAUAUUAAAAAUCUUUGUGUAAACUUAAAUAAUAUCUCUAAGUUGAUGAUAUCAUUUUUUUUAUCGGUUUUUCGGUUUUAGUCUAUUUCAGAGUUAAGAGUACCAUUUAAACUCUGAAAUACAUUUUUAUUUUUAUAGAUUGCCUGUUAGAAAGACUGUGAUACAAAAUGUAUUUGUGAAGUACUCGUAAAUGAAUACACUACAGAAAUUUUAGUAGGUAUAUAUUUUAUUAAGAUGUAUUACUGGAUUAGUUUAAACUGCAUAAUAUGUAUUUAUUGUUAUUUUUUUAUUAUUUCAAUGUUUUCAAUGUUUUAAAUUACAUAAUUACUUUAGAUAAACUGUACUUGAUUCAAAUUUAGUUGUAUACAAAUUUUGAUUAAAAUAAAUGAUUUUCAGGUAAAAGUAGGUGAUGGUUUCCCUCAAAAUAUUUGUACCACUUGUGCAGACAAUUUAGAUUUAACAUAUAAUUUUAAAAGUAAAGCAAUAUCAAGCGAUUUGGAAUUAUCAAAAAAUGUGCACAGAGAUGCACAUUUUACUUACACUCAAGUAUCAGAUGAUCCAUUAAAUGUAAGUAUUAUGAAGUAUGAAUAACAUUUAUUUGUUUUAUUCACAUAAUAUUGUAUAUUUAUUAAUGAUACAGAUAUUCCUUGAAUUUAACAAAAUUAUUUUAUUUUUAUUUUUCUAUGAUGGAAAUUAUUCACUGUGAAUAUUGAUUAAAUAUACUUAUAUUUGAUCAAUAAAUACCAACUCAGAUGAUCAAAAAGAUAAAAAAAUAAUGUUGUUUAUAGGGAUAACAUUAACUUAUUGAUAUCUGAAAGAAAUAUAGUUAAAUUUUAGACAUUUCAAAAUGUAACAUUUAGUUUUAUUAUGUUUAUUGAUUUUAAAAAAAAAAAUAUAUACUUGUUGAGAAAUAGUUUUUCAAAUAACAAAAGAAAAUGAAUUUGUUAGUGUAGUUGUAAAUGUUAAUAAUAAACAAAAAUUAUAUUUUUAUAAAAUUUGAAAUAUUAUUGCUGUACAACCUAACCAUACAGUUCAUUGAUAUAAAUUUGAUAUAAAUAAUAUUAUUGGUGUAAUCUAAUAAUAACUAUGUGUAAAAAAUAUAAUAUAAUAUAUGAAAUUUAAGUUCAGAAAAUGUAUAAUUACACAAAGUGAAUUUAAUUUUUAGAUGACGUAUAAGCUAGACUUGGAAGAUCAAGAUACUUCAAAAGAUUUAGUUGAUAGUUGCGUAUAUAACAUAGUUGACGGUGAUGAACUGCAAAUUGAACAAGUUAAUAUUACAACUGAUGAACCUAAAAGUCUAUUGACAAUGCUUACAAAACCUAUUAAUGACAAUGAAAGUACAAUUUCAGUUAUUAUAAAUAAUGAAUCUCAAACUUCAAAAGUCAUCAUAAAUGAAUCAAAUGAUGAUUUGAAUAAAUGUUAUGAUACUUCUGCUAAUAAUGUAUGUAUAUUAUUUUACAUAAUAAUAAAUAUUUUAUUUAAGUUUGCCAUGUUUAUUUGUUUUAGAAAAUGAAAAAUGUAGCAGCUGAUAUUAAACGAAAUCAAAUUAAGACCUCAUUGAACGAUGAAAAUAUAAAAUCAAAAAAAAAAAAAACUGAUAAUAAUGCAGACAAUGACAAACCGCUGCUCAUUGUAAAAAAUGGUAAAGUUGUAUACAUUUGCAACAUAUGUGAUUAUGAAGCAGACUCUAUGGCAUUCUUACUUAGCCAUCGAACUCGUACGCAUUUUGAUACUGGUAGUUUCAAAUGUACUGAGUGCCUUACUUAUCACAAAACUGCUGGAUUGCUAAAGCGACAUAUGUCAUUAUACCAUGAUGUUACUCAUGUCUGUAAAUAUUGUGAUAAACGAUUUGCAAGCAAACUAAGUCUUGAUCGCCAUGUAAAUUGCACUCAUAAUAUUACUCCAUUAGAGUUUCAAUGUGUCAAAUGUAAUGCUUAUUUUGAUACCAUAGACAAAAUGGAAAACCAUUUAGUAGUGCACUAUAUAAAUCAUUCAAGUACCUUUAGCUGUAAUCACUGUGAUCGUAAAUUUUCUACAUAUGCGGCAAAAAAUAAACAUAUCGAUCUUGAACACAUGGUUGAAAUUGAAUGUGAUAUUUGUCAUGUAGUGUUACCAAAUAAAGAAGCCAUGGAUAAACACACUAUUUCUGUACAUCCACCGAAAAAAAAAGGAAAUCAAAUGUAUGCGUGCACAACUUGUGGACAAUAUUUUUCUUCCAUUAAAGAUAUUUUAAUUCAUAGAGAAACUCAUACAUCUAAAUAAAGUAAAAGUCUACAUGAUUUAUGAAACUGUUUAUUUUUUUACACUAUGACUGAAUUGUUUACAUUUUUAAUGUUACAGAUAAAAUAUUAUAUCUAGGACAAUCAAUAAAAAUAUGCAAAAGCAUAUAAAUUUCUGCCAUUGUUAUAACUUAUAACUGUAUGAAAUAACUCAAUUUAGGACAAGUCUCCAUUUUACUAUUACUGUUUUG